Anolis sagrei ordinatus is the source of this 2001-nucleotide messenger RNA. RefSeq names its product aprataxin (gene APTX). Gene Ontology annotation, biological process: single strand break repair. NCBI's taxonomy places the organism in Eukaryota, Metazoa, Chordata, Lepidosauria, Squamata, Anolidae. Gene Ontology annotation, cellular component: nucleus. The record is from RefSeq and is a predicted model, not a curated record. Gene Ontology annotation, molecular function: mismatched DNA binding; protein binding; double-stranded RNA binding.
UUGGUUAUUUUUCAGGCAGUUUUUCAAUAUUUCGCUCCAGUAACUGAAGAGGAAGCAGGAAGCCAUUUAGCUCAAGAACAAUGCGUGUGUGUUGGCUAGUGAGCAAGGAUAGAAGCUGUCAACGAAUUAAAUUGCCGCACUUAGAAAUGGUGGUAAUAGGGCGCGGCCCUGAAACAGAGAUAACAGACAAGAAAUGUUCACGAAGACAAGUACAGCUAAAAGCAGACUGCAACAAAGGUUAUGUCACAGUUAAACAGAUAGGGGUCAACCCAACCAGUAUUGAUCUAGUGGAUGUUGGCAAAGACCAGGAAAUUAAACUGAAGCCAGGACAAGUUCUCCAUCUCGUCAAUAAAUUCUACCCAUACACUAUCCAGUUCUCAGAAGAGAUGGGAACAUGUCUUGGUCGGGAAGCAGCAGAAGUGAAAGGUGUGAAGAGGCCACAAGAGGAGUCCGAAAAUAGCAAUGUGGAAAGCAAUUCCUCAGGAAAACAAGCCAAAAUGGAGCAACAAGGCUGUGGCUCAUGUUCCAAGAUAAACAAUGACAAUAGUUCUGUUUCAUCUAAUGAAAACAUUUCUAGCAAAAAGGAAUAUUCAGAAUACUGGGCUCAAGGUCUGAAGGCUUCCAUGAAAAAUCCUAAUAUGCAGGUGUACAAGGAUGAAAAGGCAGUUGUUAUAAAGGAUAAAUAUCCAAAGGCUCGUUUUCACUGGCUAGUGCUACCAUGGCAUUCCAUCCCUACCUUAAGUGCCGUAACUCAGGAGCACCUUGAACUCUUGGAACACAUGCACACUGUUGGAGAAAAGAUAAUCGAGCAGUGUCCUGAGAAAGAUCAGCUGCGCUUUAGACUGGGCUACCAUGCUAUUCCUAGCAUGAGCCACCUCCAUCUUCAUGUUAUCAGCCAGGAUUUUGAUUCUGAAUGCUUCAAAACCAAGAAGCACUGGAAUUCCUUUACCACAGAAUACUUCAUAGAUUCCAAAGAUGUAAUUAAGAUGGUGAAGACGAAAAGAAGAGUAAUUGUAGAUAAGAAUGCAUCCGCACUCUUGAAACUACCUCUGAAGUGUCAUGUAUGCAAACAACAGCUUCCAACUAUCCCUCAGUUAAAGGAACAUCUUAAGGAACAUUGGCCAAAAUGAUCUGUCCUAAUCUAUUCCUUUGUUCAAACAUUAACCUUAUUACACUGUCUUAUUAAAUACACCAAAAUGUGAGUGUUGCUAUAACAUCCAGCUUAGUGUGACAAACUGCAGGUGGUUGUUUUUCAGGUGGACAUAGGCAGGGUGAGUGUAGAAGGACUUAUUGUGCAAGAGGCAAUGCUUUAUCUUUUGCAUCUGUAAACCUUCACCUCUAACACUCUGGUGUACUGUUGGCAUAAAUAAGCCAUUUCAUAUUUAGUGGGCUAACUGAAAUGCAGUCUGGGUUUAAAUUUGUCCAUUUGGCAUUCUCUGUUUAUUUUUGGUUACCCAAUAGCAAGUUGGUAUUCGAUUUGCUGCAUGUAUUUGCAGGAGUAAACAGAUUGUAUUUUGCCUGAAAUCUGUCAGAUUGAAAUAUUAGUAUUAGAAAUAUUUAGUAUCCCCUUCUGCAAUUCAGAUUUGAUCCGUGGCUUUAUUUCUGUACCUGUUUCAAAGCAGCCACUAUGAAUGUGAGACACAUAAUGAUUUCUGACUUAAGAUCUUGGCUAAAGCUUGGAUGCCAGUUCAUAUCCUACACCUAUCGUACUUGGUGUGAGUUUGUGCUGAAUAAAUGGUAAUGGGGUGUCUGAGUGGGGCCUCUUGAAUGCUAUUUAAAUUUUAUCAUCAUAGGUUAUUGGGUGCUGUUUUGAGUUUAAACUUUGUUUUAUAUGUUAUUGGUUUUAUCUUGUAUUGUGUGUUUAUUUUAUGUGUUAUUUUAGGCACAUUCUGCCAUAUGUAAGCUGCCCCAAGCCCCUUCAGGGAGAUGGAGGAGGGGUACAAAAAUAAAGUUAUUUAAAUAAAGUUAUUCUUCCACGGAAGUUCAAGAUGCCACAGAAAA